This is a messenger RNA of Lolium rigidum, 438 nucleotides long. RefSeq names its product protein NOI4-like. The transcript is spliced from 2 exons. The record is from RefSeq and is a predicted model, not a curated record. Bases 1 to 309 code for a protein of 102 amino acids. NCBI's taxonomy places the organism in Eukaryota, Viridiplantae, Streptophyta, Magnoliopsida, Poales, Poaceae.
AUGUCGUCUCUGAUCGAUCGAUGCGCGCAGAACAAGGGCCGGCCGCUGCCCAAGUUCGGGGAGUGGGACGUGAAGAACCCGGCGACGGCCGACGGCUUCACCGUCAUAUUCCAGAAGGCCCGCGACAACAAGAAGACCACCGGCGGCCCCGGGCAGUCCGGCAUCCCGCCGGCCUUCAGGAACGGCAACGGUUACGGCUACGGCUCCGGCUCCGGCUCCCCGUACAAAACCGGCAACAGCUACCCGUACUCGAGGGUGGCAUCGCCCAAACGUAUCAAGAAGAAGUGGUUCUUCUGCGGCAGCUUCUGAUUGUAUCGAACGCCAGGGCUAGCUGCUACUGUUGGUGAAAGAGAUAUGAAACCGGGCCACGCCAGAACCAGAAGCACAUAUUCGAUGGGAGGCCAGGGUGAAAGUUUUGGCAAUCGGGUGGCAUUUUUG